AUUGUUUAUUCACGGCGACGAGAGCAAAAAAAAAACAACAACAAUUCAUCAACAAAGUAUUUCAAGGUGGAUUUCGCAGCAAGGAAAAGCUUAAAUAAUUCCCUUAUACCAUCCGUAAUGAUAGCAAAGCGUAGAUAGUUGAAGCUUGGCUUUGUUCUUUUAUUUUAAAUUCGCACUAAAAUCGGCUCCCAGCGAAAGGGUGCGAGUAAACUGCACAAAACGGAGCUGUAGAAGUACAAUUUCGGUUCGCUUUUGUAAAUCCCACAAUAGUGGGCUUAUCAGUGCUACGUGUCGAUUGUUUGUUGCUUUCCUGCUGCGUUAUUCGAUUGCUGGCGGAAGCGCAUUGUCCAUUACAACCAUGCUGAAAGCGGUAAUCUUGAUUGGUGGUCCUGAAAAGGGAACCCGGUUUCGUCCACUCUCGCUGGACACACCGAAACCACUGUUUCCGGUAGCCGGGAAGCCCAUCAUACAGCACCAUGUCGAAUCGUGCGUCCGGAUCAAGGAGCUGAAGGAGAUCCUCAUCCUUGGCUUCUAUCCGGCCACCCAAAUGCAACAGUUCGUUAGCAACAUGCAGAACCUGUACGACGUAAACAUUCGCUACCUGCAGGAGUUUACUGCGCUCGGGACGGCUGGUGGAAUGUAUCACUUUCGCGAUCAGAUUCGUUCCGGCAAUCCGACCGCCUUCUUCGUGCUGAACGGUGACGUGUGUGCGGAUUUCCCACUGCAGGAGCUAUACGAUUUCCAUCGCAGCAAGCGGGACAAGGCGCUCGUUUCGAUUAUGGGUACGGAAGCGACGCGUCAGCAGGCCGUCCACUACGGGUGUCUGGUGCUGGGGAAGGACGAGGAAGUGACGCACUACGUGGAGAAGCCACGAUCGUACCUGUCGACGCUGAUCAACUGCGGUGUGUACGUGUGUUCGAUGGACAUUUUCGCCAAGAUGGGAGCUGUGUUUCAUUCGAAGCAGCAGGAUUACAGUAUGCUUAACAACGGCAAUGGGAAGGAUAGUGGACACAUUCAGUGGGAACAGGAAAUACUUACACCGCUGGCUGGGACGGGCAAGCUGUACGCGUUGCCAGUGAAUAAUUGGUGGUCGCAGAUCAAGACGGCCGGAUCGGCGAUUUACGCCAACCGGCACUACCUCGCACUGUACAAGAAGGCACACCCGGAUCGGUUGGCGAGUGCCGGUGCGAAGACGGAGAAUGGGAAUGCGAACCUGAUCUGUAAUAUUGUACCGGAUGUGCACAUCCAUCCGACGGCUUCGGUACACCCAACGGCGACGCUUGGGCCAAAUGUAUCUAUCGGACCGGGAGUUGUAAUAGGACCGGGUGUUCGUGUUCGCGAGACAAUCGUCUUGGAGAAUGCCGUCAUCAAAGACCAUUCGCUUGUGCUGCAUAGCAUCGUCGGUCGUGGUUCGCAGAUCGGUAUGUGGGCGCGUGUCGAGGGCACACCGAGCGAUCCCGAUCCGAACAAACCGUUUGCGAAGAUGGAAAAUCCGCCACUGUUCAACACGGACGGUCGGCUGAACCCGUCCAUCACGAUACUGGGCUAUGCCGUCAGUGUGCCUUCGGAGAUGAUCGUACUGAACUCGAUCGUACUGCCGCACAAAGAGCUCAGCCGUAGCUUCAAAAAUGAAAUCAUCCUAUAACGCGGCGAGCCUUCGCUACCUCAUAUCCUUGCGAACGGUGGUAGGAAUAUGUUACACAGAGACACGCACGGAUUUUCGUGACACGGAUGCGUGCCAAAAUUUUGUUUUACGUUUAUAAUGCAUUAUAUCAAAGAAAUAGAUACAUUGACGAUA
Anopheles stephensi (Asian malaria mosquito) is the source of this 1798-nucleotide messenger RNA. RefSeq names its product mannose-1-phosphate guanyltransferase alpha (gene Gmppa). The coding region runs from base 359 to 1645 and encodes 428 amino acids. Gene Ontology annotation, biological process: biosynthetic process. The transcript is spliced from 4 exons. Gene Ontology annotation, cellular component: cytoplasm. Lineage: Eukaryota; Metazoa; Arthropoda; Insecta; Diptera; Culicidae. The record is from RefSeq and is a predicted model, not a curated record.